AUGAGCGGCUCCCAACUGGGGUCCCUGUGGGCGUUGGGGUUCUCUGAAGGGCUCCCGCAUGCAGCACCGGUUGCCGCAGCAGCAGCCGCAACAGCAUCGCUGCCAGCAGCAGAUGUUACCGUGACUGCAAAGCCAGUGGGCAAUAUACCCAGCAGCAAACACAGCAGGAGACGUAGUAGCAGUAGCAGAGACGAGGCUUCAGGGCGGCUAACACUCGGCAGAGAGAGGAGAGCCUCGGAUGCGUCCGAAUCCAGUGUAUCUGUCAUAUCUGUUCCCCCUACACCAGCUGCAGGUCAUGCAGUUGCACCGGCUGGUGCUGCUGUUGCUGCUCCAGCAUCAGAUGCAACACAAGUGGAGGAGAUCCCUCCGUUUUACAGCAAUCCCCGCGAUGUCCCUGCUACAGUUAAUCCGCUCAUGGCGACGCCAGGGGGACGCCUGCACCAGCAGCAGCAGCUAGGGUUGAGACCGCCGCCGUGCGCGUGCGCAAAGGCAAAACCAGCAACAGCAGCAACGGCAGCAACAGCAACGGCAUUAGGAGGAGAGCCAGAAAUUACAGAUCGAGUGGAGCUUCGAUCCGAUCUGUUGCGAUUUCUCCACCAGCAACAGCAGCUUGGGCAGCCGCAUCCACGACAGCAACGGCAGCAGCGGCAGGGCCACACGAAGGAUGGCAACAGAUGUUGUUUUGUUUACUUUCGGCCCCCACCAGACGAUGCUCAAGUGUUCGGGAGCUGCCCCCUCAAGGUUAGGCGCUUGUGGCAGAAAAGAGCAGCUCAGCGUCAAGUGCAGCAAAAACAGCACGAGCACCAGAAGCAACUGCAUCAGCAGCAGCUCCUGCAGAAGCAGCGCAGAUGCGACGUCGAAAUGGAGACCUCAGACCGCCUGCAACCCCUCAGCAAUGAGGGCAACCAUACCAAAAAGCCAGUAGCGAAUCAGCGGCAGACAGAUCAAGUAUCCGAGCUACAGCAGCAAGCACAGCACCGGGGUACGACGAAGCAUGGGGAAAUGCUGCAUCAGGCAGAGACACAAUUGAGAGGCCAGCAGCCGAAGAGAACGAAAGCCGUUGAAUCAAUGACUGGUUGCCCAAGAGAGGCUCCCGACAGCAGUAACCGCAGUAGCAGCAGCCGAAGCAGAAGAAAAGUGCGCAUGGCAACCCGACUGGACAACAACGGCAGGAUUGUAAGCUACGUGGCUCCUCAGGCACCUCAGCAGCAGCAGAAGGAAGCAUUUGGUGCUGCUGAUGCAUCUCAAAGCAGCAGCAGUAGCGGAAGCAGCCAACGCGAGCACGGUUCUCAAGUAAGCGUCGCUUCAGAUGUACUGAAAGCUAAAAUGGGCAUCUUCGACCAGAGCAAAGAGGGGACGAAGCUCCCCAAUAAUGCCCCAGGGGCCCCUACGGGGGCCCAGGCUGCAAGCUAUGGCGCGCUCCUCGCACUGGAGAUCAUCACGGAAUGUCCAACUGCAACACCAACGGAAGCAGCAGCAGCAGCAGCAAUUCCCAACCCCUUCACCUGUGCGGUUUUGGCCAUUUGCUUCGUUCUAAGAGAUGAAAGGCUGCAACUAUGCACGGCGAGAUUGCAGCAGCAGGUGAAAGAGGAGCACCAGCAGCAGGAAUUGUUGUACUCCGACGUAAGCGGUGUAAUUAUAAACGAUCCCAUUGGGCCAUCCGGGACAUCUUGUUGGCGUCCUCCCUUGGCUCCUGGGGUCCCUCAGAGGUCGUCCAAGAGCAUCAGUUCCGGCUGUAUUGAUAGCUGCGUAGACAGGCAGUGGUGGCGGUGUGUGGUUAGUAGCGAAAAAGAGUUACUGCUGAAGUUUUGCAGCGUGGUCGCAGCUGCUGACCCAUCGCUGCUGCUGCAGUGGGAAGAAGGAGGUCGAGGCUUCAACUUUUUAGGCCGGCGUGCGGUUGCCCUGGGCAUAGGCCACCUGUUCAAACUGCGAUGCAGCCGCAGGGCGGAUGAUAUCUCAUCUGCCCCCAUCUGCUCAGGGGUGCCCAAAACAGAUAUCACUGGGAUUGCAAAGGCUUCAGGGGUUCCAGGAAUGGCUGGAACCCCCGCGGCACCUGGUGGGAGGUCCGGGGUGCGGAGGAGGAGACGGUGGGUGCGUGGGAGCUCUGCGGUCUCUGGCCGUCUUGUGCUUGAAGGCUGGCGGCUGUUGCAAAAGGAAGUGAAACUGCAGCACUCCGACCUGAACGGAGUUGCAGCAGAUGUCUUGGGAAUCAUCGCCCCAUCGAUUCCCCCGGCCAUCAUUGCAGCCAUAUGGCAGCAGGCGCAGGAGAUGAGAAGAAGAAAGAUGAUACAGCAACAGAACCAGCAGCAGCCACAGGAUGAGGAAGAUUUAUGGGCACUGCAAACGAUAGCUAAUCUCUUGUCGCACGUCAUGAAUAGAGUGCGGCUUUGUCUCCGCCUCGUGGACAACAGCGAAGUGCUGCCCCGUACAUGCGAACUCGCCAGACUUUACGGCUGCUCGCUGCACUCUGCACUGACACGCGGCAAAAAUGGUCCACAGGGUGCUAACCGUGAGGUGUUGUGUGCGCUGCAGGUCACGGAGCAACCGGCCACUGUAGGGGUGCCUUUGGUUCUUGAGCCCCUUUCAGGGUUUUACUUCUCACCUGUUCUGGUUCUGGACUUUCUGUCCCUUUACCCUUCAAUUGUAAUUGCCAACAACAUUUGUUACUCCACUUGUCUAGGCUCAGUUGAGGUGGAUCCUCUGGAGUCUGAAACGAAGACGCUCGGUGUCUUGACGGUCCAUGCGCCUCCCCAAAUCUUUGCGCAAGUCAUGCAAGCGCAUGCAGACGCCACGGCUGCAGGACCUUCCUCGUGGCCCAGUCCGGGGGCCUCUGGAGAAGAUCCCAUGCGGGUACUGCCCGGAGGUAGCGUCUUUGUUUCACGCCGCGUCCGUCAGGGUAUAUUGCCGACGCUCUUAAACGACAUCCUGCAGACACGUCUCAUGGUGAAGCAGGCGGCUGAGCGAUACCAAGGUGGAGGGCACGCGGACCAGACGCUCUUGAGGAAACUAGACUAUCGCCAGUUUGGUCUAAAAAUGAUUGCUAACGUCACUUACGGAUACACCAAUGCAAACGUGAGUGGGAGGAUGCCCUGUGCCGAUGUGGCGGAUGCGAUCGUCGAGACAGCAAGGGCCACUUUGAUCCGAGCCAUGCAACUCAUAGAGCAGACUCCAAAGUGGAGCGCUCGCGUGCUGUACGGGGACACGGACUCAGUGUUUGUGUUAUUAAAGGGACGAUCACUGGAAGCUGCAUUUGCCAUUGGGAAGGAGAUCGCAGAAGCUGUAACGCUGAGCAAUCCGGCCCCCAUUACAUUGCAGCUUGAGAAGUUCGGAAUCAAGCCAGACAAGACGUGCCUGCAGAUGUUAGCUGUUAGCUCGCAUGAGGAGGCAGCCCGCCGAGGCUACACUUUGUCGCUCUUCAGAGCCUUGCAUGUAUAUCUGCCGUGCUGCCUGAUCACAAAAAAGAGAUACGUUGGCCACGCGUACUUCUCUCCCUCCGGGCCGCCGACGUUUGAUGCAAAAGGCAUAGAGACCAUCCGUAGAGACCAGUGUCCCCUGACAUCGGCCCUUUUGGAGAAAAGUUUGCGCGUCUUCUUCCAAACGCGAGACCUUUCCAAGGUCAAGAAUCUGCUGUACAGACAGUGGAGCAAGAUGUUACGAGGCCAAAUACCCAUCCGACAUUACAUUUUUCAUAGAAGGGCGAAACUUGGCACAUACCGUGCGGAGACGGGGGAGGCACCUGCGGGAACCCUUCCCCCCCAAGCAAAAGUGUUGUAUGAGCGGCUGCAUCACCAAGGACAGGGAGGAGGAGCAGCCUUAGGGGCUGAAUGUUACGGCGUGCGCGUACCCUUCGUGUUUUCUCAAGUGGCGGGAGACACGGACGUUCCCCUAGGUUCAGCAGGUGCUGGGCUCAAGGGGGGCACCACGAGGCUCAUCGACUGCGCCACAUCCCCAGACAAUGUCUGGGGUGGUCGGCGUGAUUCCGCAGAGAUGCAGGCACUGUUGGAGGGACGGGUGCAUGCCUACAUACAGCCCUUUGCUCUCCUGCAGCAGCCAGAAGACGACUUGCUCCAGCAAGAGCAGCAGCAACAGCAGCAUGAGCAUCCAGUCGCGCAGCUUCACUACCGCUACUAUAUUACCAAACAAAUCAUCCCUGCUAUUGACAGACUCUUCUCCCUGUUGCCCCCCCCAGGAUCUGCAGAUCUGCUGCAGUGGUUCAGGGACAUGCCCAAGCCUGCACAGCCACUGGCGGCCGCGGUAGCAUGCCGCUCACGUCAGACACCUCAGCACCAGCAGCAACAGCUGCUGAGACAACAGCAGCAGUCUUUACUGCAGCAACUCGGAAUAAAGUCUCUGACGGCGAGCGGCACAGCCAGGGAACGGCUUGUGCUGCAGCGCUUUUUUGCAAGUGCGUCAUGCCUGUUCUGCGGCAUAAGGUGCAGAGAGUUGGGUCAUUUUCCUUUGUACUCCUCCUCGAAGAAAGUUAUUAGACUCGCACAAACAAGUAAACGAAAGAAAGCAAUGCGCGCCAACCCGGAGGAGGCGGAGGAGGCAGCUGUUCGUAGAAACCUGGUGCAGCAGCUGCUGCAGACCGACUUCAGCAACCCCAGCAGCAGCAACAGCAGUGGAGAUGAGGAGCGGCAUCCUCUGCAAGGGCUUAUGCAUCGGGGGAAGCAGAAAGGAAAGACUACUGAUCUGACGAAGAGAGAAGUUAUUUUAGUGCCUCCCCCCGUCUGCAAGGAAUGCAGCAGCAAUCCUGCGCUCGUUUGCCUCCACCUCUACCAGCGACUGAACAAAGUCGAGCGCAGACUGGCAGCAGCAGCAGACAUGUGCAGACACUGCGCAGGCUCUCGCGUAUGCGCAGAAAGCUGCCUUCAGGCCUGGCACUGUGAUGUGUACUACCGAAGGAACUCGGAAGCCGAGAAGCUCAAAGUUGUCCGUCGCCAAAUGCAAAACUUAGGAAUAUUUAUAGACAGUUGA
Eimeria mitis is the source of this 4977-nucleotide messenger RNA. RefSeq names its product DNA polymerase zeta catalytic subunit, putative. The record is from RefSeq and is a predicted model, not a curated record. Bases 1 to 4977 code for a protein of 1658 amino acids. Gene Ontology annotation, molecular function: DNA binding; DNA-directed DNA polymerase activity; nucleotide binding. Gene Ontology annotation, cellular component: nucleus; zeta DNA polymerase complex. Gene Ontology annotation, biological process: error-prone translesion synthesis; double-strand break repair via homologous recombination. Lineage: Eukaryota; Apicomplexa; Conoidasida; Eucoccidiorida; Eimeriidae. The transcript is spliced from 16 exons.